Dermochelys coriacea (leatherback sea turtle) is the source of this 5839-nucleotide messenger RNA. Its product is annotated as zinc finger protein 436-like. Gene Ontology annotation, biological process: negative regulation of transcription by RNA polymerase II. The transcript is spliced from 5 exons. NCBI's taxonomy places the organism in Eukaryota, Metazoa, Chordata, Testudines, Dermochelyidae. Bases 291 to 1835 code for a protein of 514 amino acids. Gene Ontology annotation, molecular function: RNA polymerase II cis-regulatory region sequence-specific DNA binding; DNA-binding transcription repressor activity, RNA polymerase II-specific. The record is from RefSeq and is a predicted model, not a curated record.
GAUCCAGGCUGCAGGAAGUGAAUUGAGCUCGCUCCGGUAACCCUUUGUGGCUGUGCCAAUUCCUGGCUCCCGGCAUCGCCCCCUGCGAGACCCCAGAAAAGCCCCCUGCGGGUGGGGACCCGAACCCUGGCUGCGGCAGAGGCAAAGACCUGGGAGGGAACUGGGCUGUGAAAUGCACUGAAGACCCUUCUGAACGAUCCCCAAUUGCCCUUCUCACCCCUGCAGGUCGUGGAAUAACAACCCUGUGGCCGUCACGAUUGUCCCGACCUCCCAGGUGACAAGAAAGGACAAUGACUAUGGCAGAGCAAACUCAGAUGCCGGUGACCUUCGAGGAGGUGGCUGUGUAUUUCACCCAGGGGCAGGGGGCUCUGCUGGACCCCGCUCAGAGAGCCUUCUACAGGGACGUCAUGCAGGAGAACUAUGAGACGGUGACCUCGCUGGGAUUUCCCCUUCGCAAACCUGACCUGAUCGCCCGACUGGAACAAGGGGAAGAGCCGUGGGUGCCCGAUCUCAACAGCCCUGCAGAAAGGGAGAUCCUAAGAGGUGCCUGUGCAGGUGAUGAGACGGUGAGUCAGAAUGAGGAGAAUCCUCAGCUGGAAUGUCCUGAGCUAGUGGAACUGCAUGAGAUGUUCUCAGAGAGAUCCAAAGGGAACGUUUCCCAAAACAGUGAGCAGGAAAAAGCCUGGGAGAGUCAGUGCAUGUCAGAAGGGCAGGUGGGAAUCCAGCCAGGGAGGAAAGCAGACAGAUCCAAUUUUUUGGGGGGAGGAUUCAAGGAUCUUAAGGAAACCACAGCCCAGCAGAGAAUCCACCUGGGAAAGAGAAAAAACAGUUGCACUACCUGUGGGAAAAGCUUCAGCCGGCACUCUAACUUUAUUUCUCAUCAGCGAAUUCACACAGGAGAGAGACCCUAUACAUGCUUGGAGUGUGGGAAAAGUUUCAUUCAAAGCACACAGUUGAUCAGGCAUCAGAGAGUGCACACAGGAGAGAAGCCCUAUAAAUGCCUCCAAUGCGGGAAAAGUUUCAAUCAGAAUUCACACCUCAUUAGACACGAGAGACUGCACAUGGGAGAGAAAUUGUAUAAAUGCACCGAGUGUGGGAAAAGCUUCCAUCGGAGUUCAGGUCUUACCUCACAUCAGAGAAUCCACACCGGACAGAUGCCCUUCAAAUGCCUGGAGUGUGGGAAAAGUUUUGAUUGGAGCUCACGGCUUAUUGCACAUCAGAGGAUUCACACAGGAGAGAGACCUUAUAAGUGCCCGAAGUGUGGGAAAUGUUUCAUUCACAGCUCAGAUCUUCUUUCCCAUCAGAGAAUCCACACAGAAGAUAGACCCUAUAAAUGCCCCCAGUGUGGGAAAAGCUUCAAUCACAGCUCAGAUCUUCUUUCCCACCAGAGAAACCACACAGGAGAAAAACCCUACAAAUGCCAGGACUGCAGGAAAAGUUUUAAUCGGAGUGCUCACCUUUUUAGACACCAGAGACUGCACACAGGGGAGGACUCUUAUAAAUGCCCCAGCUGUGGGGAAAGCUUCAGUCAGAUCUCAGAUCUUAUUUCACAUCAGAGAAGCCACACGAGUGAGAAAUCCUUUGAAUGCCUUGACUGUGGGGAAAGGUUAAGUGACAGGUCGGCCCUUAAUAGACAUCACCGAACCCACACAGGGGAGAAACCCCAUAAAUGCCUCGACUGUGGGAAAAGUUUUGAUUGGAGCUCAAACCUCAUUGUACAUCGGAGAAUUCACACGGGAGAGAAACCCUAUAAAUGCGCAGAGUGCGGGAAAAGCUUCAAUCGGAACUCGCACCUCAUUCGACAUCAGAGACUUCACGUGGGAGAGAAACCUUGAAUGUGUCCUCCCUGCAUUUAGAAUGCACCACUGCGUGGGACUGAUUCCUAUAGCGCUCCAUCGUGGGCAGCCUCGAAAAGCCUAGAAGCCUAAGAAUCCCACUGCAGCCCGAGCAGCAUCAGCCUCUGAGAGCUUGUCUAGACUUGGGAAGGGGGUUAGGGUUAGCUAGCACAACCCCAUCUCCGACCAAACCUUCCCCACUGUUCCUAGUGUUGGCUGACUCGGAGUGUCUCAUUUGUAUGGUUCCCCCCAAUUAGCAAAGUGAUUGUGAAUCCCUAAGUUCCCCCUUCAGAGACAGAUGGGCUUCUUCCCAGUCAUUCUGAGGAUGACCCAUGCCGUUCUGAAGAGCUACUAUUUUUUGUACCUUUUUCCUUUUAUAAAACGUAAGUGAGUAGAGAGCUGGAGCAGAGAGAGAAAAAUGUGUUCUCACAGCCUCCGUGUUACUUAAGGCGGACAGGGUGAGCGGGGGAGGGGGAUCCACUCUUUCCCCCCUCCAUUGUCACAGUCCCCCUUGACGCAGCAGACACGAAGAGUUGAUUCUCCCCCGUUCUCCCGCUCCACUCCCCCAGUGUCUCGUGCUGUCAGCUCUCCGUGCUCAGGAGUCACGCCUUGACUGGUUUGAUCCCUGAUUAGACCAACGAGGGCUGGAGAAGCAAGUGUCAGAGACCUGGAGGGAGAAUUCGAAGGAAUCCCAAAGCCAGUGUGGUUGUUCUGAGCUUAAAUCCACGUGCCAAGCUAUUGGUAAGAGGCUAGAUCCUCAAAGGGACUUUGGCACAUUAAGUUCCUAAAUCCAACACCUAGGCAGCACUGAGAUCCUCAAAAGCCCUGCUUAGCUGCUGCCUAACCCUGCAGGUGCCUGCAUUCCCUAGGGGCCUAAACUCCUGCCAGUAAAGUCCUCUGGGUAUCUAAGUUUUAAGAGGUCAUCUACUCCAUCCCGCCUUGCUGGGGCAGGAUUAAAUAUACCUAGACCAUUCCUGACAGGUGUUUGUCCCCUGUGUUCUUAAAAACCUCCCGUGAUGGGCAUUCCAUAACCUUCUUAGGGAAAUUGUUCUAGUGCUUAACCGCCCUUAUAAGGUUUUCCUAAUAACUAACCUAAAUCUCCCUUCAUGCAAAUUAAGUUGAUUACUUCUCGUCCUGCCGUCAGUGGACAUGGAGCAAAAUUGAUCACCAUCCUCUUUAUAACAGCUCUUAGCAUAUUUGAAGACUGUUACCAGGUCCCUCCUCAUUCUUUUCUUCUCUCGACUAAACAUGCCCAACUCUUCCAACCUUUCCUACUCGGUCAGGGUUUCUCACCCUGUUAUUUUUGUUGCUGUCCUCUGAUCACUAUCCAAUCUGUUCGUAUAUUUCUAGUGUGGUGCCCCAAACUGGACAUGGUUCUCCAUCUGAGGCUUCAUCAGUGCCGAGUACUUUGGAGCAAUUACCUCCCAAAUCUUACAAGCGAUGCUCCUGUUAAUACAUCCCGGAUGGUAUUUGCCUUUUUCACAACGGCAUCACACAGUUGCAUUGACAACAGUCUAAAGCAGUGGUUCUCAACCUAUUUACCAUUGUGGGCUACAUAUGCAGCUCUCUCUGUGUUUCAUGGGCCACAUCUACACAGUAUAUAUACGACCUAUCUGGCCCUGAGGAAGUUACAUGGGCUGCAGCUGUGUACUAAUUGUGCCUCAAGUUGAGAACCACUCAUCUAGAGUCAAUGACUCUGAUUGUCUCCUAGGGGUCUGUACUGGGACCGAUGUUGUUCAACAUAUUCAUAAAUGAUCUGGAAAAAGGGGUGAAUAGUGAGAUGGCAACAUUUGCAGAAGAUACAAAACUACUCAAGAUAGUGAAGACCCAGACAGACUGUGAAGAGUUACAAAGGGAUCUCACCAAACUGGGUGACUGGGCAACAAAAUGUUAGAUGAAAUUCAAUGUUGAUAAAUGCAAAGUAAUGUACAUUGGAAAACGUAAUCCCAACUAUACAUAUAAAAUGAUGGGGUCUACACUAGCUGUUACCACUCAAGAAAGAGAUCUUGGAGUCAUUGUGGAUAGUUCUCUGAAAACAUCCACUCAAUGUGCAGCAGUAUUCAAAAAAGCUAACAAAUAUUGGGAAUCAUUAAGAAAGGGUUAGAUAAUAAGACAGAAAAUAUCAUGUUGCCUCUAUAUAAAUCCAUGGUGCACCCACAACUUGAAUACUGUGUGCAGAUGUGGUCGCACCAUCUCAAAAACGAUAUAUCGGAAUUGGAAAAGGUUCAGAAAAGGGCAACAAAAAUGAUUAGGAGUAUGGAACGGCUUCCGUAUGAGGAGAGAUUAUAAAGACUGGGUCUUUUCAACUUGGAAAAGAGAUAACUAAGGGGAAAUAUGAUUGAAGUGUAUGAAAUCAUGACAGAUGUGGAGAAAGUAAAUAAGGAAGUGUUAUUUACUCCUUCUCAUAACAUAAGAACUAGGGGCCACCAAAUGAAAUGAAUAGGCAACAGGAUUAAAACAAACAAAAGGAAGUAUUUCUUCACACAGCACAGUCAACCUGUGGAACUCUUUGCCAGAGGAUGUUGUUAAGGCCAAGACUGUAACAGGGUUCAAAAAAGAACUAGAUACAUUCAUGGAGGAUAGGUCCAGGAAUAGCUGUUAGCCAGGAUGGGCAGGGAUGGUGUCCCUAGCCUCUGUUUGCCAAAAGCUGGAAAUGGGCAACAGGGGAUGGAUCACUUGUUGAUUCCCUGUUCUGUUCAUUCUCUCUGGGGCACCUGGCACUGACCACUGUUGGAAGACAGGAUAUUGGGCUAGAUGGACCAUUGGUGUGACACAGUAUGGCCAUUCUUAUGUUCCUAUGUUUCCUAUCUACUGGCCCAUCCGCAUGCAACUAUGAACUCUCUACUCAGAAACCUGACUGGGGAAGAGUCCAGAGUUUCUCAGUCUGGGAACCUGGCAAAAGGGGACAGAGACUAUAUUUAAAGGGGGUGCCUUUCUGUGGGGGGGGGUCUGCCACUCCAUGGGAUUCAGAGAGAAGGCAGGAGGGGCUCUCCCUAGCCUGAAUCACAGACAAAACCUGGAGGAGAGCAGAGAAAAGCAGAGGAGAGAGUGGGUGAUGAGCUGGGAAAUCCGUGAACAAUUUAUGAAUGCGCUGUGAGGUUCUGCACUUUCUGUGUGCAUCUGUGUCAAACUACUAACCCCAUUUUCAAUUACCAGGCUGAUCUCUACCUUGCCACUGUCUUCCGACCUCCAUCCUGAGUUAGAAUUCCAUAAGGGUUGCUGGCACAGGGCUAACAAUGGAGGGUUGUUAACCUUUGACCACUCGCCAUCCACUCAGGUCAAGAGAGAGCAGCUCAGCAAGGCAAAGCCAUUUUUAUAGGCCAAAGUCAUCAGGGAGGAUCACAUGGCAACAAAGUCACCUGGCAAGCAUCUGCGGUGGCCGGGGGAGGACCGUCAUUUGAUUUGGGGAAGGGUAAAUAUUAUAAAAGAGCAGGAGUUGCUUCUUCUUCAGGGCCAUUUAGCUCAAGAGGAGGGUGAAGUCCAGCAUGUAGGAGCCUGAUGAGACAGGGAACUCUGCCUCCAUACCUGAACACAGGUGGUCCCCCAAAGACUACCAAGGAUAGGGUGAACUAACGAGGGGCACUGCACUGACAAUGCUUGUUGUGUCUGUAUGAUCAUGUGUGCUUUAGCUGUUAAGUAAAAGAGCCAUGGUGGUCCCUGUGCAAAGUGUAUGUGUGUGUUACAUAUAGGCUUGGAAGGACUAAUUUUUUAUCGGUAAAUGUUGAUUUCACUGUACACACGCAAAUAGAUGUAAAAUAGUUCAAUUGAAAACAACUUGAAAUUUAUAACUAGGCAAAGUAAGAAAAAUGCUACUUGAGAAACUUUAGAGUCCAAAUCCAGGUAUUUAGACCUUUUCAAUUAGGCUUAUUUCAAAAGGAGCAGGGAACGAAUAGUAAAAACAAGGAUGAUUGGUUAAUGUAAGGAUAUGUAUUCUGUAUAUUUGGAUGUGUAAUGCCAACAAUUUGUGGUUUAAUGGUUUAUAAAAGUUUUAACUUUUCGACUCU